This is a messenger RNA of Ruditapes philippinarum (Manila clam), 1086 nucleotides long. RefSeq lists its product as uncharacterized. NCBI's taxonomy places the organism in Eukaryota, Metazoa, Mollusca, Bivalvia, Venerida, Veneridae. The transcript has 3 exons. The coding region runs from base 1 to 1086 and encodes 361 amino acids. The record is from RefSeq and is a predicted model, not a curated record.
AUGUUAGAGACUGUUCUAGAAAGACUAGAAAGGCUCGAAGAUAGAUUUGGUCAAGGUAGGCGAAAAGAUAAUUCAAAACAGCGUAGUGAAUGCUACAACUGUCACAAACUGGGACAUUUUUGCACGAGGAAUGCCCAGAAAGAGCAGCAGAGCCAGAACGCAAGAGAGGAAAGGUACUCUGAUAAAAGGGCAAAGGGAUUGGCAGGUCUGCAGAAAGCUAGUGAGGUGCCAGCUGAUGAUAAGGGGCAGGUAACUAGCAUGAGGGCAGACGAGUCUGUCAAUGAGCCGUUCGAGGUUGUUGGAAAGAGCAGAGUAGGCAAGGGCUGCAGCUCCAGACAAGUAUCAAUCGCAGAAAAUGUUAAAAUACCAGGGCAAGCUGAGAUGCUUAUUGAUGUUUAUGUCAACAGAGUCGAGGAAGAUGACUUCGACAAAGAAGCUGAGUACCUUGUCGAACCUAAUGAUAGUUUCGCUGAAAAAUAUAAACUGAUGAUGGCCAGUACUCUGGUAGAUAUCAAUAAAGACACAACAUGCAAAGUGAGAGUUUUAAAUCCAUUUUCACAUUCAGUUACGUCAAGACAAGAUGCUAUAAUAGGCAAGGCAGAGAAAAUUGAAGGUGUAUGUAACAUGAUAGUAGAGAAGGAAAAUCCAAAUGAAAGUGAAAAUCUUAAGUGCAUACGUAGGGUAGAUGUCGCAAGUCCUCCAGAUAUUAAAGAUAUGCCCUUUAAGUUGGCAACCGAAGAUGAAGUGCCUGAUCAUUUAAAAGAACUGUUUAAGAGAUCAACCAAGAACAGGACAGAAAAAGAAAAACAAGCUGUCGCUGCACUGUUUGUGAAAUACGGCAAUACGUUCUCUAAACACGAAUGGGACAUAGGGCUGACUCAUUUAAAUGAGCAUUCGAUAGAUACCGGAAAUGCUCAGCCAAUAAGGCAAAGACCAAGACGCGUCCCUCUAGCAUUUGCUAGUGAAGAGAAACAAGCAAUAGAAGACCUGCUUAAAAAGGGCGUCAUUCAAAAAAGCACGUCGCCUUGGUCAAGCCCCAUUGUGUUGGUCCGCAAAAAGUCAGGAGCAGUACGACCUUUGUGUUGA